Cryptomeria japonica (Japanese cedar) is the source of this 2058-nucleotide messenger RNA. Its product is annotated as protein VAPYRIN. Bases 318 to 1781 code for a protein of 487 amino acids. NCBI's taxonomy places the organism in Eukaryota, Viridiplantae, Streptophyta, Pinopsida, Cupressales, Cupressaceae. The transcript is spliced from 2 exons. The record is from RefSeq and is a predicted model, not a curated record. Gene Ontology annotation, molecular function: protein binding.
GACGGUACGUGCUGGGUUGUUCAGAAACAAAAGAUCUAGCAAUAUUCAAAAUUUCAAUUUCUUUUCUCCUUAAAGACAAUGGGCCAUUUCACAUUCAUGUAUAAAAAUAUUAAUUAUAAUUUAUUUUUAUCGAACAUAAAAAAAAACAAUAAUCCAACUGCAACCAGAGAAAAUUUUGAUUUUAUUUUGUUGGAUUCUUCCUAUCUGGAGCGGCAGAUUGUCUUCUCUGCUCUGCUCUGAAUAAUGAAUUUUAUUACCCAAAUUUCUUUAUUCUUCAAGAUUCAGCGCUCACUGGGAGCAAUUUUUUUUCAUGAAUUAUGGAUAAACUGAUCGAAGUAGAAGAGAAAGAGGUGAGGGUGGAAUUCGAUUUGAAGAAAAAAUGCAAAACCACAAUUCACAUGAGAAAUCUGAUGGAAACAUCUCACGUUGCAUUCAAAAUACAGACAACAGGUCCUGAAAUAUUCGCAGUGAAUCCUCCCAACGGUUUUAUUCCUCCGCAGGCUGAUUCCACUUUGGACUUCAUCGUUAAGCCCACCAGCGAUCUUCCGAAGGAUUUCCCCAUAACCAAACAUGUGAUCCUCAUCCAAGCCCUACCUGCAAUCAGUCCAACGCCCUCCCUGCGCGUACCCAAAGAUUGGUUUGCAUCUCGCCAAGAACAGGGCACUUGGAAGGAGAAGCUCAGGGUGGUUUAUACAGGGGCUUUUCUCCUGAGACACGCAGUGGAGGGUUUGGAUCAAGAAAGGGUUUUAAAUAUGGUGAAGCUUGGAGGCCUGGAAAAGUUUGUUAAUGAGGGGGACAAAGAGAGCGGGAAAACGGCUCUGCACAUCGCGGCAGGGAAAGGAAAUCUGGAAAUUGUGAAGCUGCUUUUGGAUUCCGGAGCAGAUAAGGGCGCCAAGGGUUUUACAGGGCAAACCCCUGUUUAUGAUGCAGUUUUCUCUGGAAAUCUCGAAGUUGUGGAGGCUUUAAUGGAGGGAAAUGAAGGGGAAUUUGUGGAUUGGGGAGAGCUUAAGGAUUCCCGCGGCUGGAAUCCCCUGCAUUUGGCUGCAUCUCUUGAUUUUUGCGGCGCUGUGGAAUUCAUGUUGGAAAGGGGAAUUGAUGCAGAGGUUAGGGAUAACGAAGGGCGGACGCCCCUGCAUAUUGCGGCGGCUCAAGGGGAUGGUCGCUGUGUUGAGGCUCUGCUUGCAGGUGGUGCCGAUGUGGAUGGUAUCAGUUCUGAUGGCUCUACUGCUCUGCACUGUGCUGCAUCUGGAGGUCAUGUGGACAUUGUUGAGGGUUUGUUGGAUUCCUGUGCAAACAGAGGCAUUCGGAAUCUUGUUGGCCAGACUGCUUCAGAUUUGGCAUUUCAGAAUGGUCAUAUGGAAGUGUUACAGCUUUUAGAUUAUGGUGAUAAAUUUCUGGAGUCUGCUAGGUGUGGAGAUGUGGAGAAGGUGGUAUAUUGGGUAGAGAAAGGAGUGGAAUUGAAUUGGAGAGAUCAAUUUGGGUGGAGUGCAUUGCACUGUGCAGCUUUGAAAGGGUAUGAGGAAAUGGUGAAGAAGUUAAUAGAACUGGGCGCAAACGUUGAGGCGAAAGACAGUCAAGGAAACACUCCAUUGCACUGUGCAGCUUAUGGUGGGCACUCUGAGGUGGUGAAGAUUCUGGUUCAAAAUGGAGGAGAUGUUGAAGCUCAAACUCUCCGAAAUGUCACACCUUCAACCAUUGCCACAAUCUCCAGCUUUGAUUCAGUAAGCACAGUUCUGUAUGAUUAUUUGGACGAUAGCGUGAUGAUAGAAUAUAAAGUCUGAUCCAAAUGCUGGUCACAAAAUUAUAUGCAUAUACAGUUCUUGAUCACAAAAUUAUAUGUGCAUAUACAGUUCUAUACAUAAUUUUUGUAUUUUAUUUUAUAUAUCAUGAAAAUUUCAUAAUAAACAGUCUGUUAAAAAAUUAGAUGAUUUUUGCAAAGUUAAUGUCAAAUAUCCAAUGGCUUUUUGGAUAAAUAUAUAUGACACAAUUGUUUAUUAUUUUUAUGUAGAUCAUGUUCAUAAUAAACAGUCUAUUUAAAAAUUAGAUUAUUUUUGCAAA